Opisthorchis viverrini is the source of this 3363-nucleotide messenger RNA. RefSeq lists its product as hypothetical. Gene Ontology annotation, cellular component: nucleus. The transcript has 8 exons. Gene Ontology annotation, molecular function: polynucleotide 5'-hydroxyl-kinase activity. The coding region runs from base 1192 to 3309 and encodes 705 amino acids. The record is from RefSeq and is a predicted model, not a curated record. NCBI's taxonomy places the organism in Eukaryota, Metazoa, Platyhelminthes, Trematoda, Opisthorchiida, Opisthorchiidae. Gene Ontology annotation, biological process: cleavage in ITS2 between 5.8S rRNA and LSU-rRNA of tricistronic rRNA transcript (SSU-rRNA, 5.8S rRNA, LSU-rRNA).
ACAACGGCUGUCGAAAACGUCCUACUUCUGUGCUCGAACAGGUCAAGUCUCAGCAAUACAACAACACAGCUCCGUUAAAAUUUUCUCCAUUAUUCUGCAUAUGAUAAUUUUAUUAAAAUAAACGAAUUGCUUUCUUUGCAUAGGUCCGUGCCACCCGAAGGAAGCAAGAGUUCUGAAGUACUUCCAGGUUACUCAAUUCCAUCCAGAAAGCCAGAGUUAGGUUCGAACUACGUACCUUCCAAUUUAAUGGUUUUAUAUUUUAACCACCGAGUCAUUUCGAAACUGUAUAAUGAUUAUUGCCAGUCACUUCGCAGUUAAUCUUUGCACUCUGUCUGAUUAGUGGGGGAAUUUUCACCAUUCUCCUGCUAGUCUCAGAGGACUUGUCGCCAAUACCUUCCAAUGGAGUUGCUAAAACGUGACCAUAUCACAAAGCACCUCUAAAUCUACCACACUUUUACGCAAUCAACUGUUGCUGACUUGAUCAGUCAGCUUGGAAUUCAUCAGCAUGGCAGGCAUCGGACACUUUGAACAGUGAGCGGGAAUAGGAGAUGAAGGUAUGAAGACACCUACCCACAUAUGAAUACCACAAUACUAGGUGAGAGCUUUGCUGUUUACUCCACCAUAUGGACUCUGAUAUCAAACAACCGUUCUGGCGCUAUUCACCUCUUUAGAGUUGCUUCGUCCAUCAUGUCUACUUUUGUGCCAAACUUCUUGUUAAUCAUGUCACUCUCAGGAUUAUUUUGAUGUGCGGAAUAUGGUGCCUGUUCUGACAGGUACAACAGUGGAGCACCGCUAUUCUUGUUGAUGAUGGUGAGCUACUAUUAGUCACAAACUUCUUUAGUCGUCUUUUGAGAAUGUUUUCGGUGUUGGUGAAUGCUUGCUCAGCUUAUCAUAUAAACGCUGAAGGAGAGAUGUGAGGUACUAGAUAGCAUUUGGUGACUUCUGUAUUCGUAAUGAACUUUUUCCAGUCGUUUCAGCCGUCAGCUGCUUUCCAUUGUUCAGUACAUUCGCAAAAUUGUGUCAUAUUUCUGAGCGGAAACAUCGUUAGCGUUGCAUUCCAGGUAAUUCUGUAUUUGAUACCUGUCCAUUCUACUGACCCAGCAAUCAUUUCUCUAGUUUUCCUUCACCUGCUUCUUUUUACAUCGGGUGCCGGUGCACCGAACAGCUUUUAUUCGCAUCGUUAGGGUUAUUAUGAUGUCUGCCCACGACAGCAAACGACGCAAGAGGACAGACGCAGAUGCUGAACUUCUGAGUUCAGAGUUUGCUCAAAUACCCAACGACUUCGUAUGCGAUAAGCUCUCGAGGAACUUGAGAAUUCUCACUUUCAAUCCCUCAAAUGAACCCGCGUUUUCCGUUGUCAUUUUGGGAUCCAACGUAUCGUUCUUAAUGAGUGGGAAAGCCAGACUUGUGCAUCUUUUGGGCAGUCCGAUACACAUUCUGGGUGCAUCUGUGAAAGCGGACGUACGUGCUACUCAUGUCUUAUUUUCUCCCAUAUCUCAUGCUCCGAUCACCAUACGCCAAUUCGGCACAAAGGAAUCUUCGAAUGCUGUAACAAAAGAGGCCUUACAAAGGACUAUUUCAGAUGUUUUGUCAUCUGUCUCGCCCAGUAUGGUUGACCUAAUUUGGGAGGCUUGCACAAAAAUGGAACCUGAGGUGUCCGUUUUGCUAUUCCUAACCUACACUUGUCGGCUCACGGACUCGGUUUGUAGUGUUAAAAAGUUCAAAAAUCUGUACACCAUUCAGACAGAUUACUCCAGUCCCACUGACGCAGGCAUUGUCAGCUCUCUCGGAUUUUCAUUCUCUUUGUGCGACUCAACCCACGGAUUCCGUGUAUCGUCGGAAAUGGUACAGUUAGCAGAGCAUUUUGUGGCACUUAGUACGGCGCACUACGAAUCUUUAUCCACAGAAGUUAUGCAUUCUGCGUCGAAGCCUCCUACGUUACUCGUCGCGGGACCGAAAGGAGCAGGAAAGUCCUCACUACUACGAUUCCUUAUCAAUUAUUAUCUAACGGUUGGUGGUGCACAGUCGGAAAUCGCGGUUUUGGAUUUCGAUGUUGGUCAGCCUGAAUUCACUCCUAGUGCCUUGAUCAGUCUUACGGUCGUUCAGAAACCUUUGUUUGGACCGCCUUUUGUACAUCAACUGCUUGGAGAACCAAAGCCGUUGUGUCAAUGUUUUGUUGGCUGUAUCACUCCCUCGGACAAUCCGAAGUUCUAUGUGGACUGCAUGCACUAUGUGUUCGGGAUGUACCAGUCGAUGCCUGAUCCCAAACCUCCGCUUCUUGUUAAUACGAUGGGAUGGACUCAAGGCCUCGGUCUUACACUCCUAACUGAGCAAAUUAUUCUCGUCAAACCGGAUAUUGUUGCCCAGAUCCAACUUAAUGCGGACCAACCUGGAGCUCGCCAGAAUCUCCCAGUUAUGGAUGCAAACUUCCUUCGUUCCAUGGAAGGAUGGCACUUGCGGGACCUCUCUGACCAAGAAUUCAAUCACCAGGUUGCAGUCAUCCCCUCACUAUCCAGAUCUAAACACCAAAUCUCUGUACAAUCCAAUCUUGGUGCACCGGAUCAUCGGGAUCUAACUUUGCUCGCCUAUUUCGUCGCAACGUUAGCCAACGCACCAACCAGCUUACCUGCUCGUGGGCGAAACGAUCCUUUGGGUCACCCAGUCGCGCAUUUCUUGGAUUGUCUACCUUACCGUGUCCCCCUCUCCUGUCCCAAUCCCACAAGUUCCUCGUCUGACAACCCAGAUGGAUCCGCUGUGUCAAAAUUGGCGGAAUCGGUGGGGGAUGAUUUCAGGCUUGGAGUGUGCUUGAUACAACCCAAAUCCUCCUUGUUCCGGAAUCCGUUUGAGCUGUUGACGAUUGACGUAGAUGCUCUGUUAACGUGCUUGAACGCAACGCUUGUAGCACUAUGCGCGGUUCCGCCACAAUUGAUGGCAUUGACCAACACGACACCACCGUGUAAAGUCAUUCGUGAGAACCCCGUUUGCAAAUGCAUUGGAUUGGCUAUAUGUCGAGCCAUCGAUCCUUCAGCUGGUCUCUUGUAUCUUACCACGGGUAUUCCAGAUGAGGACCUUCUUGAAGUCACCGGGAUCCUCCGAGGAUUCGUUAAUUUACCACAGUGUUUCUUCUUAGAGCAGCCAAUCCCGGUCCGAUCUGAUGGUGAACCGAAACCAGUCCAACUGCCGUAUCUGGGCCCUGCGGAGACUCAAGGUCCAGGAAGGAUGAGCAUCCCUUCUAGGCGUUCUUAUCCUCGGACACAACACCAUGAAUUUCAUCGAACCGGUUCAUCUGAGGCCUAUGAUCAUUGCUAAACCAGUUCCUUUUUUCAUGUACACUAUUGAACUAAAUUUUGAUGCGCAGUACAC